GCUAAACGAACUUCCGCCUCAGCUGUGGCGCCAUAUUCAGAUUGAACUCAGAGUUGGCGGGAGAUGUGUUGCUCCUGCGGCUGAUGUUGCUCCAGUACGGGUCGGAUGAAAAUUAUUAUUUGCCUCAGUUUUAAUUUCAAGUUGUAUCUUAUUAAUCACUAAGCGAAAAACAUGGAGGAGUUCGCUGUGUAUGCGGUUUUUGGACCAGACGAAGCGCCGCAGCAGAUUGCAAAUCUUUGUGGACAUGGAGGCAGAUGGGCAGUAAAGCCAGGUGUCCAGCAGAUUGUACUGUUUACUAGAGGAAGAUGGGGAAAGUGCAGUAGUGUUUCAGUUGAACUCAGUGAUGAGAAAGACAUGCUUAUCACUCUGGGCAAAUUAACACCUUUCAACAAAUGUGUUUCUUGGGAGUUAGGGGAAGAUGGUGUAUGGAGUGAUGGAGCGACAUUAAAUGUUCAUAUCGAGGGGGUUACAAGUGAGUUGCUUGAUCCAGCACUUACCAUUGCACAAAAGGAAUACACUCCAGAGUGCAGCACCACAACUGCGGUACGUAAAGCAGGGCUGGGCAAGAGGAAACGGUCGCAAGGAGAGGAAGAAGAGGGAGAGGACACAAAAGGACAAGAGAAUAUUUGCCCAAACUCUUCAGAAAAGGUAACACCACAGCGGCGAGGCAGGAGCAAUCCCCGCACAGGACAAACACGGCUGUUCCAGCAAGAAGAAAAGCAGAGCGCCACCCGUACCCCUCCGAACCCUAAAGCUAAAGGAAAACAACAAAUGAAAACCCCUACGCAGACUGACAGUCCAUCAGGCCGGUGGGGUCAGACCCUCUGUCCUAUUGACCCUCAGACAGCCAUACUUAUUGGAGGACAAGGUGCCAGAAUGCAGCUCUGCAAGGAUCCCAUUUGGAAGCUGUGUACAGAGGACUUGUCAUGGGUCCCUGCUGAAACUCUGGCAGAGGGCCCCACACCAGAGGCUCGGAUUGGCCACACAGCAACUUAUGACCCUGAAUCAAAGCGGAUCUUUGUGUUUGGUGGCUCCAAACAUAAGAAAUGGUUCAAUGACGUCCAUAUUUUAGACACACAGAGCUGGCGCUGGACUAUGGUGGAGGCACAAGGUAAAGUUCCUCCUCUGGCCUAUCACAGCUGCUCUCUGUUCAGGGGAGAGCUUUUUGUGUUUGGAGGCGUGUUCCCUCGUCCCCAUCCAGAGCCUGAUGGCUGCAGUGACUCCCUCUACAUUUUCAACCCUGAAAUGACCAUCUGGUAUCAGCCCAUUGUUAAUGGAGACAAGCCUUCUCCACGCUCUGGGCAUUCAGCUUGUGUGAUGCAGGGGAACAUCUUUAUUUUUGGAGGCUGGGACACACCAGUCUGCUUCAAUGACAUGUUCAAGCUUGAUCUGUGCCUUAUGGAGUUUUUGCCUGUGCAGACGAGUGGAUCAGCCCCCUCACCACGGAGCUGGCAUGGCUGUGCUGUUCUGUCUGAGUCAUGUUUCUUGGUCUAUGGAGGCUACAAUGGAAACGAUGCAUUGAGUGACACAUUUAUAUUCAACACAGACACAAAUUGCUGGACUUCUUUGGCAUGUAGUCAGCUGACCUCAACACCAAGAGCUGGACACUCCAUCAUCACCAUGGCAACAGCAUGCGUGAAGGGUUCCUCUGAUGAUCAAGAGCAGGUUGCUGAGUCUCAAACAUUGCUCAUAUUUGGAGGAGGGAACAACGAAGGCAGCUUCUUCUCUGACUUGAUCACUGUGCCAGUGAAGGAGCUGUGUGAAUGAGACUCAGUGCUUUGGUGAAGGGACUAUGAGAUUAAAUAGAUGCCUGUCUUUUAUAUUUCAAAGAUUUUAUAUUAUGUUUUUGUUGCAGAAGUUUCAUGAUGUCUUAAAUGGAAAUUGUUAGCAUUGGGCCUAUGCUGACUUGGCAUUUAAUCCAAACAUAAAGGCUUGAACUUUUAUUUGCGAAUAAAAGUGAGACAUUGUGUGAAAAUGUUUUAAAGGUGUAUAUUAUCAUUAAAAUGUCUACACUAUACAUAGAAA
Molecule: messenger RNA, 2025 nt
Organism: Ictalurus punctatus (channel catfish)
Lineage: Eukaryota; Metazoa; Chordata; Actinopteri; Siluriformes; Ictaluridae
Gene: krcp
Product: kelch repeat-containing protein
Exons: 13
Coding region: 172-1767 (531 amino acids)
Molecular function (GO): protein binding
Source: RefSeq, a predicted model, not a curated record